AUCACGGGAAGUAUGUCGCGACCGAAAUAGCGUGGGUGUCGCGCCGGGUGCUUCGAGCGCGUGAUACAAGCACGUGAAGGCAUGUGAGGAAGAGAAAUAAAACUAUCGCGCUGGCAUGCACGUUAGUUCCCAAAAUUCCCUCUUUUUCCUCAUGCUGAGUGACGAACGAGUCUCUCCGUUGCGCCGUCGCGUCGUGCCGCGACCCGUGCCGGAAGAGUACGCGGCUCGACCGGAUUCCAGCGAACGUGCUAUCCGCUCUCCCUUAAACCGUAAACGUACCAAAUUUAUCUAUAUCAUCUAUUAAAAUUUGAAAUACUGCCGUGUUUCUCCUUCGCCAUGAAAGUUCUCGCCAAGGAGAAACGUCUCCGUCGUUGCUUUCCUCGCUGCCACUUCGCAGUGAAUGGAAACACUGUCUUACACCUGUCGGGGCCCCGAGGGUCCCUGGUCCAGACGAGGGGACCGCAAGUGGCACCCCGCCGAGGUAGUGGGGCAGCUAAGGAGGCAAGCCCGACGAUGCUUGUUGACACGACGUUGAAGUCACGUAACUUGCGCUGUCCACCACGCUCGUUAUCCUUGGAUGAUAUAUCACGCCGAUAUGUCGCACGUGAAGAAAUCGCGCGGGGGAAAAUGAGAAGCGGCGAAAGAGAGGAAAGACGAUCGGAAGAGAUCGGAGGGAUACCACGAUUGAGGAAACGUAAGCGGCCACUGGCUGCCGACUGGCUUCGCAGAUUCAAAACUGGCCUCUACGAAGGGUCGGGAAUGUUCGUGCGGCCAGAAACAAACCAGCUGGUGGCUGCCGGUGGACCAAUGGAAGGGGCAGAGCACGCAUAGAACGGGAAAGAAGAAAAGAAAAGAUAGCGAAGAAGUGGGAAUAUUGCCACGUGCUAAUUGUUCGACGUGUUAAUCGUGAUUUCAGGACAUUUCCUUCUUUCACUGAUUGUGAAGUUUCUUUCGUCGUGCCCUAAAUGGAUGUAUCUCGGGAAAAUCGCGAGUUUUUUUAUCUUUCUGUGUUCGUAAAAAUAUUUAUAGGAGAAUUAAAAAGUAAUGUCUCUUUAUAAUAUGACAUUAUGUUUUGUUAAUAUAAUUUAUUACUUAUUAUACAAUAAUAUAACCGUUAUUAUUUUCUAAUUUGUCUAAUUGAAUUGGUUGUAACUUCUUUGAUAUUUCUAUUAAAGAGACUGAAAAGCAA
Solenopsis invicta (red fire ant) is the source of this 1189-nucleotide messenger RNA. RefSeq lists its product as uncharacterized. NCBI's taxonomy places the organism in Eukaryota, Metazoa, Arthropoda, Insecta, Hymenoptera, Formicidae. The coding region runs from base 337 to 831 and encodes 164 amino acids. The record is from RefSeq and is a predicted model, not a curated record. The transcript is spliced from 2 exons.